Messenger RNA from Puma concolor (puma), 744 nucleotides. RefSeq names its product thioesterase superfamily member 5 (gene THEM5). Gene Ontology annotation, biological process: long-chain fatty-acyl-CoA metabolic process; cardiolipin acyl-chain remodeling. Lineage: Eukaryota; Metazoa; Chordata; Mammalia; Carnivora; Felidae. Gene Ontology annotation, cellular component: mitochondrial matrix. Gene Ontology annotation, molecular function: long-chain fatty acyl-CoA hydrolase activity. The record is from RefSeq and is a predicted model, not a curated record.
AUGAUAAGGAGAGGCUUCCAGGCAGUAAUAAGACUUGGCCACCACAGAGUCCUUCCUGGAGCCCCCCACGUCCUGCCCAGACUCAACCGCACCUCAGCGUUUGGAUCCUCCACAGACUCCCUGGUUUCAAGAUUCUGCCUGGAGAAGACGGAUUUGAAGGAUUAUGCCCUUCCCAAUGCCAGCUGGUGUCCAGACAUGCUGAACUUGUACCAGGAAUUUCUGGAGAAGACCAAGACUGAUGGCUGGAUCAAACUACCCUCCUUCAAGUCCAACAGAGACCACAUCCAGGGGCUCAAGCUCCCAUUCGGGUUAGCAGCUACCUCAGACAAAAGCGACUGGCGCAUCUUUACCAGGUGCCUCCAAGUGGAAGGACAAGGCUACGAGUAUGUCAUUUUUUUCCACCCGUCCAAGAAGAAGUCCAUCUGUCUUUUCCAACCUGGCCCCUACCUGGAGGGGGCCCCAGGGUUUGCACAUGGAGGGUCCCUGGCCGCCAUGAUGGAUGAGACCUUCUCUAAAACUGCUUACCUGGCUGGAGAGGGGCUGUUCACACUAAGCCUCAACAUCAGGUUCAAAAAUUUGAUCCCUGUGGGCUCUCUGGCUGUGCUGAAUGUUGACGUGGAAAAGAUCGAGGACCAGAAGCUUUACAUGUCCUGCAUCGCCCAGAGUAGGGACCAGCAGAGAGUCUAUGCCAAGUCCUCAGGUGUUUUCCUUCAGCUGCAGCUGGAAGAGGAAUUGUCCCAGUGA